CCUGUAUGCCAGGGAAAUGUGGCUUGGAUUGUAGCUACACCUGUCACUGUGACGCUGCCGACUGCAUUGACGUCACCGGGUGUUCUGGUAGUUGCCAGGAAGGAUGGUCAGGACCAACAUGCACUAAAGAAAAUGUAGCAUUGAGGAAAACUACCUACCAGAGUUCAUACUAUCCAAAGUUUACGCAUGUCGCUGUGCUUGCUGUAAAUGGCGACCGUCGCGCUGGUGGAGGAGGAUUCUGUAUUAUAACUGGUGUUAAUCAGCCAUACACGUGGUGGGAAGUAGACUUGGGAAGAGACUACUACAUACACAAGCUAGAUAUUUACUUCCGCACCGACUAUACAGGUCACAGAAACGGUGUUUACAUCUACAGCUCAACAGAAGCCAACCAAACGAAUACGGGCCAUCUGUGUGGUGCAACCACUAUAAACAGUCCUGAUAUAAUAACUGUUACAUGUGACCAUACAGCCAGAUACAUCACUCUCUACCGGAAUACAUCAAACAUUAUCGGUGGAAGUAUCAUGGACUUUUGUGAAGUAGAAGUGUACAUUUGUGAUCCUGGAACGUUUGGUGAUGACUGCAGUCAGUUCUGCUACUGCCGGAGUGGACCAUGUAACUACACAACUGGAGAAUGUGCAGGAGGAUGUAAACCAAACUGGGCUGGCACGAAAUGUGAUGGUUGUGAUUCCAGUCACUAUGGUGUCUUAUGCAGAAAACAAUGUUCUAGUAGACACUGUGACGAAACAACCAAUAUAUCUUCAUGUGACGUCCAUGGGUCAUGUGACAACGGAUGUGCACCAGGAUGGAAGGGGACAGACUGUCUGGAAAAGUGCUCGGAUGGUCAAUAUGGAAAAGUUUGUGAAAAAUCAUGUGUGCAACGGAACUGUUUGGAUAGAUCCAGUUCAUGUGAUCACGUGACUGGGGAAUGUGCUGGCGGUUGUAACCGAGGAUAUCGGUCUGUGGAUUGUACCGAGUCUUGUUCUGUUGGAACAUAUAGCUACAACUGCAACACGUCAUGUGAUGGUCGACACUGCAGUGGUAAUCAAGACUGUGACAAAUUCUUUGGGAACUGUACUCAGGGCUGUUUGAGUGGCUGGGAAUUGACAGACUGCGUAGUUCGGUGUCGCGAUGGUAGGUACGGACCAGGGUGUAAAUUCAGUUGCAGUGAAAGACACUGUAAAGGAGACAGUACGUCAUGUGAUGCAGAUCAAGGAACGUGUCUUAAUGGUUGUCAACCAGGAUGGAAGAAUCAAAGUUGUUCUGUAGCAUGUGCCACUGGUACAUACGGCCCAGACUGUCGGUUAUCGUGCUCACAGAGACAUUGUCAGGACGAAGGUGCUAGUUGUGACCAUAUCAAUGGUUCCUGUGGAGGUCCAUGUCAGGGCGACUGGAAGGAAAUAGACUGUACAGAGUGCUCUGAUGGUCAAUACGGAAAAGCUUGUGGAAAAUCAUGUGUGCAUCGGAACUGUUUGGAUAGUUCCAGUUCCUGUGAUCACGUGACUGGGGAAUGUGCUGGCGGUUGUAACCGAGGAUAUCGAUCUCUGGAUUGUGCCGAGUUUUGUUCUGUUGGAACAUAUAGCUACAACUGCAACGCGCCAUGUGAUGAUCGACACUGCAGUGGUAAUCAAGACUGUGACGCAUCCUUUGGUAACUGUACUCAGGGCUGUCUGAGUGGCUGGGAAUUGCCAGAUUGCGCAGUUCGAUGUACAGGGGCAUACGGUCUAGGAUGCAGUUCGUCAUGCAGCGACAGACACUGUAAACCUGAUGAUGCACCAUGUGAUCACUUGACUGGUUCCUGUGGUGGACCAUGUGAUGCUGGUUGGCAAGGAGAUACGUGCACAGACAAAUGUGACAGUGGUAAAUACGGUGAUAACUGUGCCAUGUUCUGCGCGAUCAGAAACUGCAUCAAUAAAGAUGUCUGUCCUCGUGCAGACGGAGAGUGUAUAGAUGGAUGUGUCUCUCGAUUUGAAGGACUGGACUGCUUGCGAGCUCAAGCUGUCACCGGUAACAGUGAUUCCGCCAUCAUAGCCCUUGCUGUUAUAGCGGGUGUGCUGCUUGUACUGCUGAUCAUAGUGACGAGUCUUUUUAUCUGGUACAUUAAACAUCAUGGAACAAAGUCGGACUUUUAUCAGCAAGAGAUGAGAAAAACAAACACGAACCCACCCAGCCCACCUACAGACCCCAGUGCUGUAGAAUAUGAAAUCGUCGAUAGACAAGAUGGCGGCCACAACAGUCCCAGGGCUUUCAGUUCCCAACAAGUCGACACAUCUCAUUCAGCCAAUUAUGGCAAUUCAUCGACGUCACGUGAUCAAAUGGGUGCCCAGCCGAGACAUUCUGAGAGUGGGUGUGGCUAUGUUAAUGCAGGACAAACGAAUGAGUACGAAAAGCUUGAUUUAUCCAACCCACCGCAGAAUGACUAUGAUAGGAUAACUGGUGUUUAAACAAAUAGGAAUGAACAUUUGGUUGACGAAUGUUGAGUCUUUUGCAAUGUGGUUUUAAACAGACAUUGUCGUUAUGGAAUUUGUUUCACAACGACUCAAGAUACUCAGCUAAACUUUUGUGUAUUACAUAAUCCUGUUGAGUUACGAAUCGUGUUCACAUAGUUAUCGGUCCUUGAAUUCAGACGAUAUGAAUGAAUGAAUGUAUGAAUGAAUGAAUGAAUGUUUAACAACACCCCAGAACGAAAAAUACAUCGGCUAUUGGGUGUCACACUAUGGUAAUUCAAAACAAAUUUGUUGAUCAACACGAAUAUAAAAAUUCAAGAGUCAAAUAAAAACACAGUGUAAAGAACUGUGCAAAUAUUUAGACGAUAUGAAAAUCUGUUUUAAUACAGGUAUGAUUAAUACUUUUUAUAGGAGUUUUAGUAUUAUUCAUAUUAGAGUUGCAUCCCCCCCCCCCCCCCCCCCCCCGCAGGUCUGAGAGUUCCACUCAAAUGAAAACAAAAUCGGAUGUAAAAGUCCUUGUCCCCAAACGACCGGGAUAACGUAGCCGGAUUUUCUACCCAUCGGACUCCUCAAUCACCAAAUCAUUUAUAGCGGUAUGGUUAAAUAAUAACAAUGUAUUAAUGCUUUAGCACCAUACGGCGACUACAAACAUGGAUACAUACAUGCGUGCUUCUAUGGGACGGGAGCACCUUUCUAAUUUGGCGCUCCUAACGAUUCAUUAUGACCAAGAUAUAGAUGUGAACAAGGUUGCAACAUUAUUCGCCCAACAGCACCUAAGGAAAAUGCAACUCGACUUUGUAUUUAUAUAUUGAAAUGAUAUGAUCUUUGUGCAAGUUAAGGAGCGGGGCGUAGCAAGAACGUCUGUCUGAGGUUCAAUUUGCUGAAGGUUCGGUACUCCACAGUGGGCCCGUUUGAUUAUUUCCUUUCCCAACCAGUGAUCCAUAACUGGUCCACCAAACGACGUCGUGUGUGCUAUCCUGUUUGUGGGAUGUGGGAAGUGCAUAUAAGGAUCCCUUGGAAAGAGGCAUAGGAUUUCAUCUGUGACCAAGUAUCGAUAUAACUGUGCGUUUGCCAUCCAAUAACCACAGAUUAAUAGUCAGUUUGUUCCAGUAGGCUUACAUUUGUUACUAUUUUUGCCAGGUACCAUUUAUUAUAAAUGCAUUGGUACUACUGAAAUCAAACGGUUUCUUGUUGUCGCUCUGUAACCACGCCAUUUUACAUGCAUACAACAACUUAAUGGUAGUACUAAACCAAAUAACUUCAUGUGUUUGUUGCCAUUUAAUAUGUUUUCUACUAAAAUAGCUUUUUUGUCGAAUAAAUUGUAUAUUA
Molecule: messenger RNA, 3773 nt
Organism: Gigantopelta aegis
Lineage: Eukaryota; Metazoa; Mollusca; Gastropoda; Neomphalida; Peltospiridae
Product: multiple epidermal growth factor-like domains protein 10
Exons: 15
Coding region: 6-2441 (811 amino acids)
Molecular function (GO): scavenger receptor activity
Source: RefSeq, a predicted model, not a curated record